CAGGCUGCUGCAGGAUGGGGGACGACAGGCCCUUCGUGUGCGGCGCCCCGGGCUGCGGACAGAGGUUCACAAACGAGGACCACCUGGCGGUCCAUAAACACAAGCACGAGAUGACAUUGAAAUUCGGCCCCGCUCGCACCGACUCCGUCAUCAUCGCAGGUAUGUGCCCGGCCAGCCCGCCAAGAUUGAUGCCAGGCACCAGAUGCACUAGGUUCACAAACGAGGACCACCUGGCGGUCCAUAAACACAAGCACGAGAUGACAUUGAAAUUCGGCCCCGCUCGCACCGACUCCGUCAUCAUCGCAGCCCCCGGCCCCGCCCGCCGGCCGCUGGGAGCCGCAGAUGCGUGCCGGGCUCAGCCGGGCACGCACAUCGGCUCAAUUGAUCGAUGGCCGCGCAUACGCUCGCAGUCAGCGGCGCUGCUCGGAAAUAAACUGCGGGAGCCGGGCCGCAGCUCGGGGGCCCUGGACGUGUCUCUGCCCCCCACGCCGGACAUGAAGAUCAAGGAGGAGGAGCCGCUGGAGGUGGACUCGUCGCCGCCGGACAGCCCCGCGCCGCGGCCGCGCUCGGCCCCGCGCAGGGACAAGGAGAGCCCCUCCAAGCCCGUGGUCCUCUCCGCGCCCACGCCCACCAUCGUGCGGCCGGGCUCGCUGCCGCUGCACCUGGGCUACGAGCCCCUGCACCCCACGCUGCCGUCGCCCACCUCCGUCAUCACCCAGGCGCCCCCCUCCAACCGACAGCUGGGGUCUCCCGGCGGCUCCCUCCCGCUCGUGGUGCAGCUCGCCAAUGGCCAGGCCGUGCCCGUGCUGCCCGGCCCCGCCGUGCAGAUGCCGUCCGUCAUCUCGGUGUCCCCGGCCCAGCCCACGGCCACGGGCGGGCGGCGGCGGCGCGCGGCGGACGAGGACCCGGACGAGCGGCGGCAGCGCUUCCUGGAGCGGAACCGCGCGGCCGCCUCGCGCUGCCGCCAGAAGCGCAAGCUCUGGGUGUCCUCCCUGGAGAAGAAAGCCGAGGAGCUGACGAGCCAGAACAUCCAGCUGAGCAAAUACCCCAGAAAUAUCCAGAAAUACCCCAGAAAUGUCCUAGAAAUAUCCCAGAAAUACCCAGAAAUACCCAGAAAUACCCCAGAAAUAUCCAGCAAUGCCCCAGCAAUGCCCCAGCAAUACCCAGAAAUACCCCAGCAAUACCCAGAAAUGUCCCAGAAAUACCCCAGAAAUACCUCAGAAAUACCUCAGAAAUACCCAGCAAUACCCAGCAAUACCCCAGAAAUACCUCAGAAAUACCCAGAAAUAUCCCAGAAAUACCCCAGAAAUACCCAGCAAUACCCAGCAAUACCCCAGAAAUACCUCAGAAAUACCCAGAAAUAUCCUAGAAAUAUCCCAGAAAUACCCAGCAAUACCCCAGAAAUACCCAGAAAUAUCCUGAAAUAUCCCAGAAAUAUCCAGAAAUAUCCCAGAAAUACCCCAGGCCCGCUCUCAGCUCUGCUGUGCCCCGGUCCCGCUCACGCGGGGGCCCCGAAACGAGCCCGGGAGGUGCCGAAGGGACACGGGAGGAGGGUCCUGGGCGCGCCCCCCACCCCCCAGCUGCUUUGUGCCACGAGCUUUGACGAUCAAUAA
Messenger RNA from Lonchura striata (white-rumped munia), 1613 nucleotides. The record is from RefSeq and is a predicted model, not a curated record. Lineage: Eukaryota; Metazoa; Chordata; Aves; Passeriformes; Estrildidae.